Molecule: messenger RNA, 798 nt
Organism: Botrytis cinerea B05.10
Lineage: Eukaryota; Fungi; Ascomycota; Leotiomycetes; Helotiales; Sclerotiniaceae
Exons: 2
Coding region: 80-694 (204 amino acids)
Molecular function (GO): heme binding; iron ion binding; oxidoreductase activity, acting on paired donors, with incorporation or reduction of molecular oxygen
Source: RefSeq, a predicted model, not a curated record
GGAAGUUCACUUUUGUUGCCCAGUGGGUAAUCAAUAUUCAUCAACAUUGCGGCACAGAAUAUGCAGCAUCGCUCCUCCAAUGCAAUCCAUCUUAUUUCUCAUGCAAAUUUUGUUUCUUUCCUUUCCUUUCCCUAUGAAUAGCUGCCGCGAAUAUCCUUUAUCUUCAUGUUUGCAAGAUAUCCCCAAGUAUGGACAAACACUCCGUCUCCAAUCCCCCGUCGGCGGAAGUUGGAAAACCUGCCUAGUAUCUUGCAUCCUCCCCCACGGAGGUGGCCCCUCGGGCAAAGAACCCAUCCUUGUUGAGCCGGGAGACGAGAUGCGUAUGUCUUUUACACCACUCCACACUGAUCCGGAUAUAUGGGGCGAAACUGCAUUGGAUUUCUUACCGGAAAGAUGGGCUGGACCCAAGCAGAGUUGGAAUUACAUAACGUUCAUGGGAGGUCGACGUAUAUGCCCAGCACAACAAAACGCGCUUACGGAUGUUGCUUUUGUUUUAGCAACGUUUGCGAGAAACUUCAAAGUGAUUGAAAACCAGGGCCCGCAUCUGGAAUAUGUGGACAUAAUUACUUUUACCAGAGAGUGUGGAGAUGGAGUUCAAAUCGCUUUCGUGCCAAUUUAUGAUGUGGGAGCCCAUCGAAGGAAAAUUUACAGCGUCGUAUUAAGAACCUCGAAUCUAGGAGCAAUCUUCUCCUAAUUAUGGUUCUGGCAUAUUCCAAAGCACUAUUUUCUCGACUCUUUACGGCAUGUUAUUUUCAUUCACUCAUCACAAUCAAGAAAUAAACAUGAAUAGCGAUCUCA